Bipolaris victoriae FI3 is the source of this 651-nucleotide messenger RNA. RefSeq lists its product as hypothetical. Bases 1 to 651 code for a protein of 216 amino acids. Lineage: Eukaryota; Fungi; Ascomycota; Dothideomycetes; Pleosporales; Pleosporaceae. The record is from RefSeq and is a predicted model, not a curated record. The transcript is spliced from 5 exons.
AUGGAGACCAUUCUCGUUGUUGGAUCUACUGGCAACAUCGGCACGGCCGCUGUCAGCGCUGCCCUACGCACUAAACGCAGCGUCCUGGCUAUUGUCCGUAACCAGAAUUCGGCCGACAAGCUCAUCAAGAACGUUCGGACUUUCAAGGGGAUCACCGUUGUCGACCAAGUUCGGGCUGGCAAGCUCCCAGCGUUCCAACAUAUCUGGUCCAGCGUUGGUGGCGAAUACACUGAUACCCAACUCCCCGAGACUAGCGACGAGCAGCUUGAGUACAAUUUCGAGCUCGGCUUCAAGGCCAACUUCUGCGCGUACCGCGACACCAUUGGUUAUCUUCUCGAGCAAAAGGCAGAGAGCACUUGGACCAUAUGUACUGGCUCGCAGGAUGAUAUAGCACUCUAUCCGGUGCCAGCUAUGACGCAAGGUGCUUUGUUCUCUAUGGUCAUCGCUGCUUGCCGUGACAACUGGAAGCCGAAUGUCUGCGUAAACGAGGUCUUGCUUGGAUUCCGUGUCGAGGUCGAUGAAGUAGCAAAGGAGCAUGGAGUUUCUAAAAUCUUGGCUCGUCCGGAGAUUCGCAGCUCACGCAUUCGCGUUGAUGAAGUGGAUGAUCUUACGAAGCUGCGCUACGCCCGUAGGUUCCCAGAAGAAACUUAG